GCCUGUCGUACAAGCGUUCAUACACAAAACACUGGAGCGGUCGCUGUCUACCAAAAAUUCUGGAAAAGAACUGUGAACUGUGACUGCAGAAACUUAGAGGAUUACAUUGUUUAUUUUGAAGAAAAGCAAGCGAACAUGGAUUUUCUCAAUCAUAACUAUUUGAAUGCGCGAAGCCCCUAUGACUACACAUUCAAUUUUUGGAACGACUAUCUUGGUCUAUCGACGUUGGUCACCAAGAAUAACAGGCACAGUAUGCCACAGAGUCCCAACUCAAUCACCGAGUCUCUGAAAGCAACGCUGGGCUUGGAUGACUCUCCGACAUGUGCGUGCGUAAUCGCGGCCAGCGGUGAAGCGGUGGGCCUGGACUGCUGUUGUCCGUCCGCGAGCCCUCCACCUACCACCAUCCUUGACUUGAAGGAGCGCUUCUCAAUCCUUAACCCGUUUCAAAACCAAAUCGCUGGUGUUCCGUUCCCAGAGAGGGACUUGAGUCUUGGGGGAAGCAUGGCGGGAUUUGAUCUGUUCGGCAUGGAGAGGAAGAUGCGCAAACCAACUUCCAGGAAUAAACAGGAGCCCAAAAUCUGCGUCUUCUGCCGGAAUAACGGUGCGCCGGAGGAGGUGUACGGCUCCCACGUUCUGAAGACUCCGGACGGGAGGGUUGUGUGCCCUAUUCUCCGGGCAUAUACCUGUCCCCUUUGCAGUGCUAACGGGGAUAAUGCCCACACAAUUAAGUACUGUCCACUCUCCAAAGAUCAACCAUCCCAGAGACCAUUAAAGGGAGGUAGGGCAGUGGGUGGUAAGCGAAUGAAAAUAUUCUAGAGAGAUUUUUUAACGAUUAAAUAAACUAAAUUUAAUUGCACUGAACAAUUUUCAGAUGACUGUUUCGAUUGCGGCCAUAGCUUAUAUCUCAGUCCAAACUGAUAAGGCUAUGAUUUCUUAAACAAAACAAAAAAAACUAAAAUGGAUUAUAUUCUUGUUUUCCAAGAUCUGGUAUAUUUUUAUAGUUACUUUAUUCACAUAGUUUAUUUUAUGAGUUAUAAUUUACGUUUAUAUCUUUCUUAGUGUGUAGCCAUAUGAUUGUUCAUAUGAGAUCACAUAUAAUCGCAGCGUGUGAAUAAAUGAGAGAUGAGAAGGAUGUUCCGUGUAGGGAAGACAUAGUUUUGCAGCGGGUGUGACUGUCAUGUUUUCACAAGUAUUCUUUACCGUAUGCUAAGCUUACUUGUUUAUCUGUCUUUGAAAACCAAAGUUAUGUUUGCCAUUAAACAAGCUCAAGAAUGUUCAAUUAAUGAAAUCUAUUCACAUUCAAAUUGUAUGUAUGACUAGGGUAUAACCCCCGUUUCCUCAUUCCUCUCUCUGCCUGCUCGUGCACCACAUCAUUUCCAGCUCGCUCUGAAGUUGACAUUUAAUAUGUGUAGACCCCCCUCCCACCUCAACAACACAAUGUAGCCUCUGUUAUGCCCCCUGUUCUCUGAGUAACUCCAUAAUCAGUGUUGCCAAGCCAAAUAAUUUUCAACUCCAAUGUCACGGACAGUCAUCACCCGAGUUCAUGAACAGCCAGUACCCCAAUAUAGAUUAUAUUAAUGUUUACAUUCUGAAGAUAGAGUAACACACUGGAUAAAGCUUUUUUUUUAAAGUAUUUCUUUCAUUAGACUUUCAUUUUUCAAUAACAGCAAUAUAAAGUUGUUGUUGACAAUGUCCUAUAAAAUGUUCACCGGAGAACUGAGUGCUCAGCAAAGGACAAAGGAUAGAGACAAGCGCAAAUGAUUGUUAUUAAACAAGCUUUUCAUAAACAAUGUA
Messenger RNA from Hypomesus transpacificus, 1794 nucleotides. RefSeq names its product nanos homolog 1 (gene nanos1). Gene Ontology annotation, cellular component: perinuclear region of cytoplasm. Gene Ontology annotation, biological process: negative regulation of translation; oogenesis. Lineage: Eukaryota; Metazoa; Chordata; Actinopteri; Osmeriformes; Osmeridae. Bases 136 to 816 code for a protein of 226 amino acids. The record is from RefSeq and is a predicted model, not a curated record. Gene Ontology annotation, molecular function: zinc ion binding; mRNA binding. The transcript has a single exon.